Molecule: messenger RNA, 1203 nt
Organism: Photinus pyralis (common eastern firefly)
Lineage: Eukaryota; Metazoa; Arthropoda; Insecta; Coleoptera; Lampyridae
Product: peripheral plasma membrane protein CASK-like
Exons: 8
Coding region: 1-1203 (400 amino acids)
Biological process (GO): peptidyl-serine phosphorylation; protein autophosphorylation; intracellular signal transduction
Cellular component (GO): cytoplasm; nucleus
Molecular function (GO): ATP binding; calcium/calmodulin-dependent protein kinase activity; calcium-dependent protein serine/threonine kinase activity
Source: RefSeq, a predicted model, not a curated record
AUGGAGGUGACAAUUUCGGUUCAAAAAUAUCGAACUUAUCCGGCAAUCAUGUGUAAACACCAAACCCAAAGAAAUCAGGAUAAAACCAAAGCGGUGACAAAGCGUACCGCGUUAGGACCCAACUUGGACAAAACGUACCGCGUUUCGCCGUGGUCCAAUCAGAACGGCCAAUUUUUGCCUCAUUACAUGAGGCAAAUACUGGAAGCUCUGAGAUACUGCCACGAAAACGAUAUUAUACACCGAGAUAUUAAGCCAGAAUGUGUCUUGUUGGCGACCAUGGAAAAUUCGGCUCCAGUAAAACUUGGCGGUUUUGGUGUUGCCGUACAGCUUCCGGACCGACAUUUGAUAAACGCCCUCGGUCGCGUAGGAUGUCCACAUUUCAUGGCUCCCGAGGUGGUGGAAAGGCGACAAUAUGGGAAAGCUGUAGAUAUAUGGGCGGCGGGUGUAAUGUUACAUCUUCUUUUAUCUGGUACCCUUCCAUUUCACGGCACCGGUCGAAGGCUGCUUGACACAAUUUGUCGCGGAAAACUUUAUUUAGAUACCGCUCAGUUUGAAAUAAUUAGUGACAGCGCUAAAGAUUUAAUCAAACAAAUGUUAACGGUGGAUCCUUCGCAGAGGAUAACAAUUCAAGAAGUUUUAAGCCAUAGAUGGAUACGGGAGCGAGAUAAAGGAUUACGAAUUCACCUCAACGACACCGUAGAAGAACUUAAAAAAUUUAAUGCUAGAAGAAAAUUAAAAACUAUGAUACUAAGUGCGGUUAAUUCCAUUAAAUGGAUUCCUUGUGAUGAUUUUAAUUCCGACAAUUUUUCGGAUUUUGAAGAUGAUGAAGCUUCAUCUUGUGCGGUAGCAACAAUUAUGGAUUCGUUAGAUGAUAUAUAUUGCCUACAAGAAUCUGCACCUCACGAGCGAGCUCAUCUUUUAGCACUUUUAGAAGAUAGAAAUCUACAUUCCUUAUUAGAGCUUUUUGAUCGUAUAUGUAGUAAAGUUGUAACGCCGGUACGAGCGCCACCUAGUGAUGCUGCGCAACGUGCACGGAACGCUAUCGACGCUGUUAGGGACCUGGAACAGCGUCGCGGCGUCGAUCACAGGGAUCUGCAGGAACUACGGGAUCUACUGAACAGGGCGCAUUUUAAGCAAAUAAAUCUUUUAAGUUCUGAACAACUCCUUAAGUCUCGUGUUAAAUUAAUUAUUGACAGAAAAUGA